This is a messenger RNA of Loxodonta africana (African savanna elephant), 1959 nucleotides long. RefSeq names its product arrestin domain containing 3 (gene ARRDC3). Bases 203 to 1447 code for a protein of 414 amino acids. The transcript has 8 exons. Lineage: Eukaryota; Metazoa; Chordata; Mammalia; Proboscidea; Elephantidae. The record is from RefSeq and is a predicted model, not a curated record. Gene Ontology annotation, cellular component: plasma membrane; endosome; cytoplasm. Gene Ontology annotation, biological process: protein transport.
GAGCAGGAGUGCGGAGCGGCAGCCUCCCUGCUGCCCUGCUUUUUAAGAAAUCUCAAUGAACUAUUUGUAAAGAAUCGCUGAUCCUGCCUGCAAGCUUUUUGCAUGGCAAAGACAUCGAUCAGUGUUCAGUGAAGAUCGCAUUUUAUAUGCGCUCUUGACUUUUUUUUUCUUACAUUAUAUUUUUAUAGAUUUUGUUAUAAACAUGGUGCUGGGAAAGGUUAAGAGUUUGACAAUAAGCUUUGACUGUCUUAAUGACAGCAAUGUCCCUGUGUAUUCUAGUGGGGAUACAGUCUCAGGAAGGGUGAAUUUAGAAGUUACUGGGGAAAUCAGAGUAAAAUCUCUUAAAAUUCAUGCAAGAGGACAUGCGAAAGUACGCUGGACUGAAUCUAGAAACGCCGGCUCCAAUACUGCCUAUACACAGAAUUACACUGAAGAAGUAGAAUAUUUCAACCAUAAAGACAUCUUAAUUGGACACGAAAGAGAUGAUGAUAAUUCCGAAGAAGGCUUCAACACUAUUCAUUCAGGAAGGCAUGAAUAUGCAUUCAGCUUUGAGCUUCCACAGACACCACUUGCUACCUCAUUCGAAGGCCGACAUGGCAGUGUGCGCUAUUGGGUGAAAGCCGAAUUGCACAGGCCUUGGCUUCUACCAGUAAAAUUAAAGAAGGAAUUUACAGUCUUUGAGCAUAUAGAUAUCAACACUCCUUCAUUACUGUCACCCCAAGCAGGCACAAAAGAAAAGACUCUCUGUUGCUGGUUCUGUACCUCAGGCCCAAUAUCCUUAAGUGCCAAAAUUGAAAGGAAGGGCUAUACCCCAGGUGAAUCAAUUCAGAUAUUUGCUGAGAUUGAGAACUGCUCUUCCCGAAUGGUGGUGCCAAAGGCAGCCAUUUACCAAACACAGGCCUUCUAUGCCAAAGGGAAAAUGAAGGAAGUAAAACAGCUUGUGGCUAACUUACGUGGGGAAUCUUUAUCAUCUGGAAAAACAGAGACGUGGAAUGGCAAAUUGCUGAAAAUUCCACCAGUUUCUCCCUCUAUUCUUGACUGUAGCAUAAUUCGUGUGGAGUAUUCACUAAUGGUGUAUGUGGAUAUUCCUGGGGCUAUGGAUUUAUUUCUUAAUUUGCCACUUGUCAUCGGUACCAUUCCUCUACAUCCGUUUGGUAGCAGAACCUCAAGUGUAAGCAGUCAAUGUAGCAUGAAUAUGAACUGGCUUGGUUUAUCUCUACCUGAAAGACCUGAAGCACCACCAAGCUAUGCAGAAGUGGUAACAGAGGAACAAAGGCGGAACAAUCUUGCACCAGUGAAUGCUUGUGAUGACUUUGAGAGAGCGCUUCAAGGACCACUGUUUGCUUAUAUCCAAGAGUUUCGAUUCUUGCCUCCACCUCUUUAUUCAGAGGUUGAUCCAAAUCCUGAUCAGUCAACAGAAGAUAGACCAUCAUGCCCCUCUCGUUGAAGGAAUACUUGUUUAAAUCAAGUUGAUGUGGGUUCUGAACUAUAUCUCUUCCCAACUGAGGACAGAGGAAGUAUCCUGGAGACACGUUUUCAGAGGAAGUGGAAUUGCUUUUGCCCAGAAAAAUGGCAAAUACAUGAAACAACCAGCGAUCAUGCUUUAGAAGCCUACAGCAACAUUCUGGGACUGCUCCAACAUGCUUGAAGAUCUAAGCUUUUCUCCUUUAAAACUGGCACAUACUCAGAGCAGUCUUCUUAGCCUAUGGGGUCAUACGUGUCAAGACACCACGUUGUAAAAGAGGGAUGAUUUCCUUCUUUUGAAAAUUUGCACAUGCUCAAUGCUUACAUUGUGCGGUUCAAUGUCACUACAGCUUUUUUUUUUUUUUUUCCAUUUAUGCCAGACUCUUGAUACUCUUUUAAAACUUGUUUGUGGUCAGCACAACAAGGAACAAAAGAAAGCUUUGAAAAAACUUUAACAUGAAAAAAAAAAAAAACGCACUGACCUUUUUUAUUUAA